AUGGCGCGGCCACGAGGCCUGGGCCGCAUCCCCGAACUGCAGCUGGCGGCCUUCCCGGCGGUGGCGGCUGCAGAGGACGAGGCGUUCCUGCCUGAACCACCGCUCCCGCGCGCACCCCGCCGCCCACGGUCGCCACCCUCCUCGCCGGUCUUCUUCGCCAUCCCGUCCCCAACUUUCCGCAGGCGUCUUCGGCUUCUCCGCAGCUUCCAGGAUUUUGGCCGCCAGGCGUGGGCUGGGAGGCACCGUGAUGUUACCGGGUGCAUCGGGCACGGAGGGCAAAUGGACUUUCUCUUCCUGGCCAGACCCGGGGCCCGGAGGGAUGGGGGGCAGGCGGGAAGUGUGCUCAGAGUUCCGCAGGAGGAGGCCCGUGCAGAGCCCUCCCUGGUGCUGGGGACACGGAGACGCCUGAACGCCCAGGGCCGUCCCUGGGGGGGUCACCGGGAGGGCGGGUGUGGAGGCGGCGCCGGCGGUGGCCACAGACACCUCGGGCCUGAGAGCAGUGCUCGCCACACCACCGUGCCGCUGUCCCCAUGCUCGCCCCGACAGCGCUUGGCACCCAUGCGCUCUGGGACAGCACCCCGGGCAAGGCCCCGGCCCCCUGACCUGACACUGCCCCCCGCGGGCCUUGAGUCCCUGGUCCACUUCUCCUUCAGCGACGAGGACACCCGUUGGCACCCUCCAGGCAGAUCUGUCAGCUUCGAGGCAGAGAAUGGGCCCACGCCAUCUCCUGGCCGCAGCCCCCUGGACUCGCAGGCGAGCCCGGGCCUCGUGCUGCAUGCUGGGGCCGCUGCCAGCCAGCGCCGGGAGUCCUUCCUGUACCGUUCAGACAGCGACUACGACAUGUCCCCCAAAACUAUGUCCCGGAACUCGUCGGUCACCAGCGAGGCGCACGCUGAGGACCUCAUUGUGACACCUUUUGCCCAGGUGCUGGCCAGUCUCCGGAGUGUUCGCAGCAACUUCUCACUCCUGACCAAUGUGCCCAUUCCCAGCAACAAACGGUCCCCGUUGGGCGGCCCAACCCCUGUCUGCAAGGCCACGCUGUCAGAAGAGACAUGUCAGCAAUUGGCCCGGGAGACAUUGGAGGAGCUGGACUGGUGUCUAGAACAGCUGGAGACCAUGCAGACCUACCGCUCCGUGAGCGAGAUGGCUUCUCACAAGUUCAAGAGGAUGUUAAACCGUGAACUCACACACCUGUCAGAGAUGAGCAGGUCAGGAAACCAGGUCUCUGAGUACAUCUCUACCACAUUCCUGGACAAGCAGAAUGAAGUGGAGAUUCCAUCACCCACAAUGAAGGAUCGAGAAAAACAGCCAGCCCCACGGCAGAGACCCUCCCAGCAGCCCCCGCCCCCUGGGCCGCAAUUCCAGCCCAUGUCUCAGAUCACAGGGGUGAAGAAGCUGAUGCACAGCAGCAGCCUGAAUGAUUCCAGCAUCCCCCGCUUUGGGGUGAAGACUGACCAAGAGGAGCUCCUGGCCCAAGAACUGGAGAACCUGAACAAGUGGGGUCUGAACAUCUUUUGCGUGUCAGAAUACGCGGGAGGCCGUUCCCUCAGCUGCAUCAUGUACACGAUAUUUCAGGAGCGGGACCUGCUAAAGAAGUUCCGCAUCCCAGUGGACACCAUGGUGACUUAUAUGCUGACCCUGGAGGACCACUACCACCCCGAUGUGGCCUACCACAACAGCCUGCACGCGGCUGAUGUGCUGCAGUCCACGCAUGUGCUGUUGGCCACACCCGCGCUCGAUGCUGUGUUCACGGACCUGGAGAUUCUUGCCGCCCUCUUCGCGGCUGCCAUUCAUGACGUGGACCACCCGGGGGUCUCCAACCAGUUCCUCAUCAACACCAAUUCGGAGCUGGCGCUCAUGUACAACGACGAGUCGGUGCUGGAGAACCACCACCUGGCCGUGGGCUUCAAGCUGCUGCAGGAAGACAACUGCGACAUCUUCCAGAACCUCAGCAAGCGCCAGCGGCAGAGCCUGCGCAAGAUGGUCAUCGACAUGGUGCUGGCCACGGACAUGUCCAAACACAUGACCCUCCUGGCAGACCUGAAGACCAUGGUGGAGACCAAGAAAGUGACCAGCUCGGGGGUCCUCCUGCUGGACAACUACUCUGACCGCAUACAGGUCCUUCGGAACAUGGUGCACUGUGCAGACCUCAGCAACCCCACCAAACCACUGGGGCUGUACCGCCAAUGGACGGACCGCAUCAUGGCCGAGUUCUUCCAGCAGGGCGACCGGGAGCGGGAGCGGGGCAUGGAGAUCAGCCCCAUGUGCGACAAGCACACAGCCUCGGUGGAGAAGUCUCAGGUGGGUUUCAUCGACUAUAUUGUACACCCGCUGUGGGAGACGUGGGCCGACCUGGUCCACCCAGACGCCCAGGAGAUCCUGGACACGUUGGAGGACAACAGGGACUGGUACUACAGCGCCGUCCGGCAGAGCCCUUCCCCACCGCCCGAGGAGGGCCCCAGGGGGCCAGGCCACCCGCCCCCACCGGAUAAGUUCCAGUUUGAGCUGACGCUGGAGGAAGAAGAGGAGGAGGAGCUGUCUACCUCCCCAGGUGCAUUUGAAGUGCGGGACUUGUCCCUGGCUCAGGAUCCAUCCCCAGCUGAGGAACUAUGGGAGGCGGAUGGCCAGGCUGUGGCCACAGAGGUGAAGGUAAAGGAACCGCGCUUCGCACAGCAAGGCGACUCCGCAGAUAGUGUGGCUGCGGGCAAGGACGAAUCCGUGUCCCCAGAUGCAUCCGUGGAGGCUGGGGGCCGCAGCAGACCCCUGGCCCUGUCUGCUGAGAGUCCCCCUCUGCCUGCCUUGAGGACCCCGCCCCCUCCAGAGGAAGCCCCGGGCCUCCUGGGCCUCCCCUCCAUGGCGGCCGAGGUGGGGGCCCAAAAAGAGCAUCAGGCUGCCAAGAGGGCGUGCAGUGCCUGCACAGGAACAUCUGGCGAGGACCCCUCCCAACUCCUAGCUCCUGGUGGGUGGGGGUCAGCUGGAGGUCCUACCUGAGCCCCGGCCCCUCCACCCUGUUGCUCUCCCCGCCUCCCUCCACCACCAUCACCCCCCGACCACCUCCUCCACUGCCUCAAAGACUCUUGGGCCUCCUGAGAAAAAAGAAAACAGAAAAGUGGGUUUUUUUCUCUUUUCUUUUUUUCCUCUUUCCCCCCACCCCCACCCACGGGGCCUCUUUUUGGAGGUGGGGGCUGGGGAACAAGGGGCGGAGGUCCCAGAAGGGAUUUUAUUUUUGGAAUUUUAAUUGUUACAUUUUUAGAAAAAGAAAAAAAAAAAAAAAA
This is a messenger RNA of Odobenus rosmarus divergens (Pacific walrus), 3275 nucleotides long. RefSeq names its product phosphodiesterase 4A, cAMP-specific (gene PDE4A). Gene Ontology annotation, cellular component: cytosol; perinuclear region of cytoplasm; nucleus. Gene Ontology annotation, biological process: signal transduction. The record is from RefSeq and is a predicted model, not a curated record. Gene Ontology annotation, molecular function: 3',5'-cyclic-AMP phosphodiesterase activity. Lineage: Eukaryota; Metazoa; Chordata; Mammalia; Carnivora; Odobenidae. The coding region runs from base 1 to 2991 and encodes 996 amino acids. The transcript is spliced from 17 exons.